AUGGCUAUCAUUUCGGGUGGAUAUGAUCUCCUUUACAUACACAUAAUUAUUUAUCUUUACGAGUUGUUUGGUUUCAUAUCCACUGAUGUCUACUUCUUUGUAAUGGAGUUUGCUUCGUUUCUGAAGCUUCUGAGUGAAACCGAUGGUUUUGGAUGUGGGAUAUUUGUUUUUGGUUGCUUCUCACAGUUUUUCAAUCUCCUCUUUCUCUGUUGCUUGCUUCUUUUGGGACUCAAGUUUCUAUUUUUCAAGGGUUCUUCACUGUGUGUAAAGUAUUUAGAGAAGAUUCAUCGAAUUUCUCCAAAGUUGGAGUCUUGCAACUCCUUUGAUCGAAAACAUAAGGAUUGCAGCAACAAUGGGCUCGUUUCAAAAUCUGAUUUGGUUCAUGGGUUGGUUCAGAAGAAACCCAUCAUUCUACACUGGAGUUCUGAUUCAGCUGAUGGGUUGAGCUGCGAGAACUCUGAUCUUCUUCUUCUACGUGAUGGCCUCGAUCACAUCAAAAGCAGAGACAACACUGCGGCGUUAACGGAGACAGAGCUUGACGAGAAGAAUCAUCAUGGCGAGGAAGAAGAAGAGUCACGGUCUCGGGUUGAUGAAGACCAGGUGUUCGACGUUAUUACUCUCAGAAAAAUGGUGAAGAGAGAGAGGAAACGUAGAGAUUUCAUGAAGAAAGAGCUGGAGAAGGAGAGAAGAGCAGCUGAAUCAGCUGCGGAAGAAGCCAUGGCUAUGCUUCUGAAGCUACGGAUGGAGAAAAGCGUUGUGGAGAUGGAGGCAAACCAAUACAAGAGAGUUGCCGAACAGAAGCAACUCUAUGAUCAAGAAGUGAUUCAAUCUUUACAGUGGAUGUUGAUGAAGCUUGAUGACCAAGAAGCCACCAUUCAAGACUAACACAACAACUCUUUUGAUUGAUCCUCUGUUUGUAACUUUGUAUUUAUGCGUAUAUGAAAAAAUAAACAAAAUUGAAAAUGUUUUCGAUUCAGAUUAAACCGAGCAUUUCACCUUA
Molecule: messenger RNA, 1000 nt
Organism: Capsella rubella
Lineage: Eukaryota; Viridiplantae; Streptophyta; Magnoliopsida; Brassicales; Brassicaceae
Product: protein FLOURY 1-like
Exons: 2
Coding region: 1-885 (294 amino acids)
Source: RefSeq, a predicted model, not a curated record